This is a messenger RNA of Drosophila novamexicana, 2207 nucleotides long. RefSeq lists its product as uncharacterized. Gene Ontology annotation, molecular function: odorant binding. The transcript is spliced from 3 exons. Gene Ontology annotation, biological process: sensory perception of smell. The record is from RefSeq and is a predicted model, not a curated record. The coding region runs from base 233 to 1552 and encodes 439 amino acids. Lineage: Eukaryota; Metazoa; Arthropoda; Insecta; Diptera; Drosophilidae.
ACCGACGUAGCCGUUGGUUAUAUAACACCGGGCCAAGCCAACGCGCGGCCCAAACAAUGCCGUUGACAGCAAAGUCGCACUCGCAGUCGCAGCCGCAGUCGCAGUCGAAGUCGAAACCCAAACCCAAACCAGUUUGGUCGAUGCCGCUGCUACAGUUACCCGUUUUUUAAGAGCAAAAUUGACGCAAGGGUACCAACAGAUCACCUCCAGCACCACCGCACCGCCGCACCACAUGCACCACCCGUCCAGUCUGGCAACGGGUUUGGCAUGUUAUUCACUUUGGCUUUCAGUCGGCAGCUCGCGCGUCUUGGUUUAUUUUCUAGUCGCAGCCGAUUGGCCAUAUACAAAAAUAUGGAAAAUCUUGGCUCGCCAGUUGGCACAUUCGCACUCAGGCCCUGCCAGAAGUCAGUCCAGUUCCAGUCGCAGUCACAGUCGCAAUCGCAGUCCAGAGAUGAAACUUAACGCCUUGUUGCUCAGCCUUGCCGUGGUGGCAACUGCCACAGUUGGCCAGGUCAGCGCCAAGUUUCAGAUACGCACUCACGACGAUGCCGUGCAGGCGCACGAGGAGUGCCUCGAGCAGUAUCAUGUGCCCGAUGAUAUUUACGAGAAGUUCCUGAAUUAUGAGUUUCCCGAACAUCGCCGCACGGCCUGCUAUGUGAAGUGCUUUGUGGAGAAGAUGGGCCUGUUCACGGAGCGCAAGGGCUUCAAUGAGAAGGCGAUUAUAGCGCAGUUCACAUCGAACAAUUUCAAGGAUCUGGAGCCAGUGCGUCAUGGCCUCGAGAAGUGCAUUGAUCACAAUGAAGCCGAAUCGGAUGUCUGCACCUGGGCCAAUCGUGUCUUCUCCUGCUGGCUGCCCAUCAAUCGCCAUGUUGUGCGCAAGACCGUAGCCGAUCUCACGGGCGAUGCGCAGAUAUUGGAGAAGUGCCUGAGCGAGAUCAGCAGCCCGGAGCGCAUCGACAGCGAUCUGAGGAAGCUGGCACGGUAUGCGAACUGGACCAGCGAGGAGCUGCCCUGCCUGAUGCGCUGUCUGGCCAGCGAGAAGGGCUGGUUCGACAUCCAAGCCAACAGGUGGCACAAACAGCGCCUGGCCGAGGAGCUGGGCGCCGACAUCUACAACUAUUGCCGCUACGAGCUGCGCCGCAAAACCCGCGACGGCUGCACCUAUGCGCAUCGCGGCCUGCGCUGCCUGAAGCAGGCGGAGCUGCAUGCAGGCAACAGCCUCACGAUAUUGCUGCUCUGCAGCAGCCAGCUGAAUGCCACCAAUGUCCAGCUGCUGCAGUACAGCCAGCUGAAACCCAACGAGUCCAUACCCUGUCUCUUCCAGUGCUUUGCCGAUGCGCUGCGCCUCUACGACGAGGCCGGCAACUGGCGUCUGCUCAACUGGCAGCAGGCCUUCGGACCCAGCCGCCAGGAGCCUCAGCCGGAUUACAGCGCCUGCCGCACCAGCGACGAGCAGCGGCGCCUGGCGGCCAGCAAGUGCGCCUGGAUGUACGACGAGUAUCUGUGCUGGGAGCGACUCAACGGCAAUCUCAAUGUAACGAACGUGGUUUAAUGUGAGCCCCAACUGCAAAUCUUCAUUUCAGCCCCAAACAUGUUUCUCUUCGUACCACACUUUGCACCUCAAACGCUAUUUACAGUUUAAUAGGCGUAGCCAGUUAAAAAUACACUCAAAAAAAUAAUUGUGGUUUCAACUUAUUCAAAGCUCACAAUAAUAUGAUAAAAUUUCCUAACUUAUAAAAGUUUUCAUUCACAAAUAUUCUCUAUAUUUCUAAUACGCUUUAAAACAUUUUGAUAUACGAAAAAAAGUUUUAUGCACUUUCCAAAAAUUUAUAUAAAAUUAUUUUUGAAUGCAGUUUUUACAAUAUGCAAUGAUAUUGCCCUGCAGUCAUAUAUGCAUAUAUUAAUUCAGGUAUCGUAUUUCUUCUUGAUAUGACCACAGAACGGAGAAAAAAACAAUUUCGGGCUGAUUCUUUCUAUAUGAUAUAUGCAGUUGAUAAUAUAUGGAUCAUAUGUAAGAAGUGUGAACAAGAUGUUAUAGCAAUUACUGAGAUUGAUUAAUUUAUCUUUCGAAAUAUAGCACCUAAAAAAGCUGAACCUUCAGUAAAAGUUUGAUUACCGAAAAAAAACACAUAAAUAAGAAUGCAUUAACUAUAUAGUAAUAUAUUAAAGGAUCGCAAAAAAUGGAGGACAAUACUUCGUUUUAAAUA